CACACGGCAGCACACGCAAGACACUUCAGUUGGCAGCGCCCCCAAGGCCUGGACAAGGUGUCUCGUGCCAGGGGAGGGACACUGAGCAAUGGACGUGGACCAACUGGACCUGAAUCCCAGAAUCACGGCAGCAGUUAAGAAAGCCAAACUGCGGUCAGCGAGGGAGCUCCUGUGUCUCUCCGGGGCAGACCUGCAACGGCUGACCGGGCUCUCUGCCCCCGACGCCCGGCGCACCCUGCAGGCAGCCGCCCUACACCUCCGGGGAAGUGAAGUCCUCACAGCACUGCAGCUGUCCCAGCAGAUGCAGACCCCUGGGCAGCCUCAGCGUCUCAGCCUGGGCUGCCCAGUGCUGGACGGCCUAUUGCGUGGCGGCCUGCCCCUGGAUGGCAUCAGCGAGCUGGCAGGGCACAGCUCUGUCGGCAAGACGCAGUUAGCCCUGCAGCUGUGCCUGACCGUCCAGCUCCCGAGGCAGCACGGUGGCCUGGAGGCAGGAGCCGUGUACAUCUGCACAGAGGAGGUCUUUCCGCACCGACGCCUGCAGCAGCUCAUAGCCCACCAGCCACAGCUGCGGGACAACAUCCCAGCGGAGCUGCUGCGAGCCGUGCCAUUUGGUGACCGCGUCUUUGUAGAGCAUGCAGCCGAUGUGGACGCCCUGUUGGAGUGUGUGGCCCGGCGGCUGCCCGUCCUGCUGGGGCGCGGCCUGGCCCGCCUGGUGGUGCUGGACUCAGUGGCCGCCCCAUUCCGCUGUGCCUUCGGCGGCCAGGCCUCAGUCGCCAGGGCCCGCCGCCUGCAGACACUGGGGGCCGCACUGCGCAGGCUCAGCUGCACCUUCCAGAGCCCUGUGCUCUGCACCAACCAGAUCAUGGAUGCAGUGGAGGACCGGGCCCUUGCUGGGCCACAGGGCUUCACCGACGAGCGGGCCUGCGCGGCCCUGGGGAUGGCCUGGUGCAACCAGCUCCUGCUCAGGCUGGCCGCAGAGCGAACGCGCAGCGAGGAGUCACCACUGGGGCCCCCGGCCCGCACCCUGCGGGUGGUCUUCGCACCCCACCUGCCCCCCGCCUCGUGCUCCUUCACCGUCAGCGCGGAGGGCGUGCGGGGCACAGAGUCCUGCUGACACUGCAUCCACCCACGGGUUCUGGGAAACAUGUCCGCGGGAGACUGGAAGACCCAGGGCUGUCACUGCCUUCGCAUGCACUGCUACCACGCACGGCCAGGGGCUGAUGUCCCUCUCAUGACACCCCUCCCCCCAAACACACACAUACAUCCACCUGUCUGAGGGUCUCCACAGUGACGCCAGAGUCCACAGAACCCUCAACCCUCAGGGCAGCAGCUUCAUCCCAUCAGUGGCCCUUGGUCAGUUCACCCCGCACUGUGUGACACCCCCCCAUCCGCGCAGCCCCCAAGCAAUGAGGGCUGGGGGCUUCCUGGGCAGGAGAACUUAUGGCGGGGUGGGAAAGCAUCUGGACUGCUUUGUGCCACUAGCCAGUGUGGACAGAAUGCAGCACAGAGUGGCUGAGGGCAAUUGGCCCAGAAAUAUGUCCUGGGCUGGUGAAGCUCUGGUUGUACAAGUGACAUCCACCACCAAAACACACACACACACACACACCUCAGCACCCACAGACCCACCCGCCACAUCCCCGGCAGGAGUCUGAGUCUGGGUGGCAAGUGGGACCCCACCCCUCCCCUGGGCAAUCCCGCUUCACCAGGGCACCCAACUGGAGUCCUCUGUGUGCCUGCACAUCUGCCCUGUCCCCUGUGCCACCUGGAGGGCUCCGUUCCACGCUCACUGAGGCACUGCCACCUCAGCCCUGCCCCUUGUCAUCACUGGGUCCUGGUGAUGCAGGUGAGCUGAGCAGGUGGACAAGUCUGAGUGGUCCCCUGUGCCCUCGGGCCUCUCGUGCACCCUCCUGGCCCCAUGCCUGAAAGUGCCCAGUGAGCUUCCUUCAGGGACAGGGACCUCAGCCGGAACAUGCAUUUUAUUUUUGGAAUUAAAU
Messenger RNA from Echinops telfairi (small Madagascar hedgehog), 1994 nucleotides. It is a transcript of the gene XRCC3, whose product is annotated as X-ray repair cross complementing 3. Gene Ontology annotation, molecular function: ATP-dependent DNA damage sensor activity; ATP binding; four-way junction DNA binding. Gene Ontology annotation, biological process: telomere maintenance via recombination; double-strand break repair via synthesis-dependent strand annealing; resolution of mitotic recombination intermediates. The transcript is spliced from 8 exons. The record is from RefSeq and is a predicted model, not a curated record. NCBI's taxonomy places the organism in Eukaryota, Metazoa, Chordata, Mammalia, Afrosoricida, Tenrecidae. Bases 89 to 1114 code for a protein of 341 amino acids. Gene Ontology annotation, cellular component: replication fork; Rad51C-XRCC3 complex.